CCUCGCGCGAGACGUCAGCGACGACGUCCGCCGCGCGCCGCUACCGCUACGUCCUAGCGCUAGCGCGGCAGCUCGUGUCGCGGUGGAAAACGCCCACUUCGCCACCGCUCGCGCGCGCACGCCCACGCCGCUCCUCCCCUCCCCUCCCCCGCCUCCGUAUAAAGCCGCGCCCGCGCCGCGCACGCCGGCCGGCCACCGAGGACGAGCUAGAGCGCGCGCGCCGCCGCGAAACAUUAGCUAUAGCUAGCUAGAUAUAGCCGGCCGGCGAUCGAGGAGAUCGAUCGAUCGAACGCCGCCGCGCGCGCGCGGUCAUGACGCCGGCGAGGGUGGUGUUCAUCUGCUGCGUUGUUCUGCUCGCCGCCGCCGCCGCGGCGGCGUCGUCGUCGACGGCGGCGGGGAUCACCAGGGCCGACUUCCCGCCGGAGUUCAUCUUCGGCGCCGGCUCCUCCGCUUAUCAGGUUGAAGGUGCAUUUGCAGAGGAUGGAAGAAAGCCUAGUAUCUGGGACACGUUUUCGCACUCAGGCUAUUCUGUUGAUGGAGCAACCGGUGAUGUAACUGCAGAUCAGUAUCAUAAGUACAAGGAAGAUGUAAAGCUUUUGCAAGACAUGGGCGUUGACGCGUACAGGAUGUCCAUUUCUUGGUCUCGGCUUAUUCCUGAUGGGCGAGGAGCUGUCAAUCCGAAGGGACUGGAAUACUAUAACAACCUGAUUGAUGAACUUCUGAGCCAUGGAAUCCAACCUCACGUAACGAUAUAUCAUUUCGAUUUUCCUCAGGCUCUCCAAGAUGAAUACAAUGGGAUACUUAGUCCUAGAUUUGUAGAGGACUUCACAGCAUACGCGGAUGUCUGCUUCAAGAACUUUGGUGAUAGAGUGAAGCACUGGAGCACUGUCAAUGAGCCUAACAUCGAGCCGAUUGGCGGAUACGAUCAAGGAAUCCUUCCGCCACGGCGAUGCUCAUUCCCCUUUGGUGUCCUCAGUUGUGACAAUGGCAACUCUACCACAGAGCCAUACAUAGUAGCACAUCAUCUUCUUCUUGCACAUUCCUCAGCAGUGUCCCUCUACAGAGAGAAGUACCAGGCCACUCAAGGAGGACAAAUUGGGCUCACAUUGCUCGGUUGGUGGUACGAGCCCGGGACGCAAGAUCCUGAAGAUGUAGCAGCAGCUGCAAGGAUGAAUGAUUUCCACAUUGGAUGGUACAUGCAUCCUUUGGUGUACGGUGACUACCCUCCGGUAAUGAGGAAGAAUGUUGGGUCCAGGCUACCAUCUUUCACAGCUGAAGAAUCAAAGAGAGUACUUGAAUCCUAUGAUUUUGUCGGAUUUAACCACUAUGUCGCCAUUUUUGUGAGAGCCGACCUUAGCAAACUUGAUCAGAGCCUCAGAGAUUACAUGGGCGAUGCAGCUGUCAAAUAUGACCUCCCAUUCCUGAAAUCAAAUAAUGAGUUCCCACUCGGGUUGACGAGUGACUUCAUGACGUCGACCCCAUGGGCUCUGAAGAAGAUGCUCAAUCAUCUCCAAGAGAAGUACAAGAACCCUAUUGUCAUGAUCCAUGAGAAUGGAGCCGCUGGGCAGCCUGACCCUUCAGGCGGAAACACCUACGACGACGAUUUCAGGUCGCAAUAUCUGCAGGAUUACAUCGAGGCCACACUUCAAUCCAUCAGGAACGGGUCGAACGUGCAGGGCUACUUCGUGUGGUCGUUCCUGGACGUGUUCGAGUACCUGUUCGGCUACCGCCUCCGCUUCGGCCUCUACGGCGUCGACUUCGCCUCGCCGGAGAGGACCAGGUACCAGAGGCACUCGGCGCGGUGGUACGCCGGCUUCCUCCGCGGCGGCGAGCUCCGGCCGGCGGCGGCGGCGCUGGCCGGCGGCGGAGCCUACUCCCAGUGAUCAAGGUUCUUCUUCCUCGCACGCUUUCAUCUCGCGAAGAACAGGACAGGACGGGACAAUAAAAUUUACCUGGAUAGAUACAGAAGAAUUAUACAGUUCAUAUGGAAGUUGAUCUUUUGAAUAGGGUCUUAGAAUGAAUGGUCUCUCUUCUUCCCCUGGUUUUUGGUUCUUCUGUUUACAGACCAAUGAUGGGUCAAUGUCAGUCAAAUUGUGUGAUUUAGAUCAAUGGGUCAAAGUGUAUGAUGUGAUUGUGUAAUUGUGUCGAUUAUAUAUAAAAUUUUGAAGUCUCUCGUAGUUUGAAUU
This is a messenger RNA of Oryza sativa Japonica Group (Japanese rice), 2186 nucleotides long. The record is from RefSeq and is a predicted model, not a curated record. Lineage: Eukaryota; Viridiplantae; Streptophyta; Magnoliopsida; Poales; Poaceae.